Pseudovirgaria hyperparasitica is the source of this 603-nucleotide messenger RNA. RefSeq lists its product as uncharacterized. The record is from RefSeq and is a predicted model, not a curated record. NCBI's taxonomy places the organism in Eukaryota, Fungi, Ascomycota, Dothideomycetes, Acrospermales, Acrospermaceae. The coding region runs from base 1 to 603 and encodes 200 amino acids. The transcript is spliced from 3 exons. Gene Ontology annotation, cellular component: mitochondrion.
AUGAUAAACACUUCCCUCCGCGUACGCCUUGCAAGUGACACGGACGAGGCAUUCAAUCUAUCUAUCCCAUAUCCCGACAAUCACCCGCGCCAAACCAACGCCAAGCCCCAAGCUCCCCCGAAGCUCUCAAACUUCACCUCCGACAUCGAACAUCGAACAUCGAACGACACCACACAACGACUCAAACCCCCAACCACAACCACAACCACAACCACAACAACCCACAAACCUCAAUCAAUGGCCACAACCUCCACCUCCUCCACCACCUCACCCUCCCAACCCACACCACAACCCCCCCCAAAACCAACCCGCCCCCUCCCCCUCUCCGCCGCCCAAGAACAACAAGUCCGCGACACAUACUACCGCAACGUCCGCGCCAAAUGCGCCGACGAAAUCCGCGCAUUCGCAACCUGCGCCCACACCCUAACAAUAACCGCCACCUGGCGCUGCCGCACACCGCGGACCCUCAUGAACACCUGCAUGCUCGCGCACGCGACGCCCGAAAACAUGGAUGCCGCGCGGACAGAGUGGUUCGGAGCGCUCGAGGAGAGGAAGGCGGCGCGGGAGGAGCGGCGGCGGAAGUUGGUGGAGAGGAGCUUUUGA